Messenger RNA from Sphaerodactylus townsendi, 1987 nucleotides. It is a transcript of the gene IL18RAP, whose product is annotated as interleukin 18 receptor accessory protein. Gene Ontology annotation, biological process: interleukin-18-mediated signaling pathway. NCBI's taxonomy places the organism in Eukaryota, Metazoa, Chordata, Lepidosauria, Squamata, Sphaerodactylidae. The transcript is spliced from 9 exons. The record is from RefSeq and is a predicted model, not a curated record. Gene Ontology annotation, molecular function: interleukin-18 receptor activity; interleukin-1 receptor activity. Bases 1 to 1671 code for a protein of 556 amino acids.
AUGUUCUUCUUGAACUGCACUGACAUGUUUGUCUUUUCAGAAUGUCAGCGUAAGCAUGCCGUUGUGAGGUACCGGGCCAUCAGUGACCAGAUGUUUGUCUUACCGUGUGGUGUACUUCUUGAAGAUCCUACCUCAAUAUUUAAUCAUUCUUGCCAUUAUGACAGUUGGGUAGAGUGGUUCCGGCAAUCAAGUGAUGGCAAAAUCCAAAAGUUACCCAACCAUAAAACUGUAAAUCCUGCCUAUUGUGGAAAUGUUCUUUGGUUUAAUCCAAUAAGGGUUCAGGAUUCAGGGACAUAUACCUGCAUGAAUAGGGAAAAAACCUUAUGCAUUGAUAUUUUCAUAAAUGUUCAAACGAAGGAGACAGCUAAUUGUUCAAUAAAUUUCAGGAGUGACCUGCGCUUGAUUGUUGAAAAUGGAGGAUCUAUUGCUUGUCCUGGGAAAAGCUGUUACAGUCAUUUUCAGACCUUACCUGUUAAAUGGUACAAAAAUGGGAAACGAGUGAAAUCUCAAAAAACCAGACCGGGCUUGACAUUGGAGCAUGAUAUGAUUUCAUUACAGUCUGCCUAUAACCAAGAUAGUGCUAUUUACACAUGUGAUUAUACGUUGAUGGAUAACAAUACCAGGUGGAAUAUGAGAUCGAUAGUAAAGGUGAACGUCACUUCAAAAGACUCUGACAACCCUCCAGUAGUUCUGGAUCCUGUUGGUGAGAAGAACCUGGAAGUAGACCUUGGGCAAACUCUUGAGCUUAAAUGCCAAGUAAAAUUUGGCUUUCAAAGUAAUGCCUCAUCCUUAUUAUGGUGGUACAGACAAACCAAUCAAAAGAAUGAACUGGUUCAAGAAAAAAGAUUUUUUCCAAAUAAACUAGGCGGUGAAACCUUCAUUGACAAUUUCCGGCUGGAGGAAGUGACUGAGCAGGAUUUAUACACAAUCUUUGUCUGCCUGGCUCAAAACUCUAUUGGGAAAUCUGUGGGGAAAUUCAAACUCAAGAGGAGAAGGAAUACAGUUCUUUACCUGCUCACUUUGUGUUGUGCCAUUACUACUCUGCUUGGACUAUUUGUGGGAAGUAUACUAGCUUACCAGCAUUGGAUUGAAAUAGUGCUGCUGUAUAGGAAUUACCUGGCCAAAGAUGAAACUGUGGGUGAUAACAAGGAAUUUGAUGCAUUUGUGUCCUAUGCAAAACCAGACUUUCUUGAAUCAGAUCAGACAUUGCUGAAUGAGGAACAGUUUGCCGUGGAGGUCCUUCCUCAGAUUCUAGAAAACAGAUAUGGAUAUAAGCUGUGUCUCACUGAACGGGACAUCCUUCCAGGAGGAGCAUACACUGAUGACAUUGUAAAUGCUAUCAGAAGGAGCAGACGGACAGUGGUGAUCUUAAGCCCAAACUAUGUCAAUGGACCAGCCAUGUUUGAACUUGAAGCAGCAGUCAAAACUGCUUUGGAAGACACAACAAUAAAGCUCAUUCUAAUUGAGUUCCAGUUUUGCCAGGAGCCAGAAUCAUUACCUCGCAAAGUGAAGAAAGCUCUCAAGAUCUUGCCCAGGAUUACCUGGAAAAUGUCGACCUCUCCCACUGCCAAUAAGCAUUUCUGGAAAAAACUACGAUUUCACAUGCCGGUGAAACGCAUAAAAACAGCUGAGGAAAGGAGCCGUCAAACUUUCCUCCCAUCAGUUGCUUGAUAACAGGAAACCGCCACCUUAUGAACUGAAGAUCUAUUUAGAAAAAAGAAAGAAAAGAAUUUCCCUAAAUUUAGGACUCACAAGGGGGAAGGACAGUAUUUCUGCACUUCAGAGCACAGGUUCAAUAGAUUCCUGGCUUCUCUGAACAUGUUGGCUGGCAAAGCUGGAAAUAAUCACUCACUAAGACUCACUAAGUUAUUGGCAAUAACAGUUAACAGUAUUGGACUAGAUGGACCAAUGGUCAUAGUAUAUUCCAGCUUCAUAUGUUCAUAUUAGCUUCUUAAGGUCUGGUACUGUUUUGCUUAUCUAUCUAUCU